AUGACACAGAACAAGUCUCUUAUCUACAAGAAGAUGCCCACUGGCCUCCCCGUGGCUGGUGAGCAUCUCGUCAUCGAGGAUCGUCCCGUCGACAUCAACGAGGCUCCUCAGGGCGGUUUCGUCCUCGAGGUCCUCUAUGCAUCUUUCGACCCUUACCUGCGCGGUAAGAUGCGCGACACAUCAUUCAAGUCCUACUCUCCCGCUUUCGAGAUCAACCACCCCAUCACCAAUGGCGUUUUGGGUAAGGUCAUCAAGAGCGACGCUUCUGACUUUGCCGAGGGCGACCUUGUCGUCGGCCACCUCGCCAUUGCCGAGUACGUUCGCGUUGAGAAGGACACCAUUCCCAAGGUCAGCUUGAGGAAGAUCCAGAACCCUCACAACCUCGACCUCGGCCUCUUCCUUGGUCCUCUGGGUAUGCCCGGUCUCACCGCCUGGUCUGGUCUUCACAAGAUUGGUCGGCCUAAAAAGGGCGAGACUAUCUUCAUCAGCUCUGCUGCCGGUGCCGUCGGUCAGGUUGUUGGUCAGGUCGCCAAGCGUGAGGGUUUGACCGUUAUCGGAUCCGUUGGUGACGAUGCUAAGCUCGACUUCAUCACCAAGGAGCUUGGUUUCGACAGCGGCUUCAACUACAAGAAGGAGAGCCCCAAGGAUGCCAUUCCCCGCCUUGUUCCCAACGGUAUCGACAUCUACUUUGAGAACGUCGGCGGAGAGCACCUCGAAGCCGCUCUCGCCAAUAUGAACGUCAACGGUAGAAUCCCCGUCUGCGGCAUGAUCUCCGAGUACAACACCCCUGCCAACCAGCGGCAGGGAGUUCAGGGCCUCAUGAACCUUAUCUCCAAGCAGGUUAACAUGGAAGGGUUCCUUGUUGCCAACCCCAUGUUCGGUCCUGCCUACGCCAAGGAGCACCAGGAGAACCUGCAGAAGUGGCUCGCUGACGGCAGCGUCAAGGCCAAGCUGCACACCACUCAGGGAAUUGACAACGCUGCUAAGGGUCUCAUUGGUAUGCUUCAGGGCAAGAACUUUGGCAAGGCUGUACUUAAGCUGAAAUAA
Messenger RNA from Fusarium oxysporum Fo47, 1047 nucleotides. RefSeq names its product MDR family NADP-dependent oxidoreductase. Gene Ontology annotation, molecular function: oxidoreductase activity, acting on the CH-CH group of donors, NAD or NADP as acceptor. Bases 1 to 1047 code for a protein of 348 amino acids. The transcript has 2 exons. NCBI's taxonomy places the organism in Eukaryota, Fungi, Ascomycota, Sordariomycetes, Hypocreales, Nectriaceae. The record is from RefSeq and is a predicted model, not a curated record.